Molecule: messenger RNA, 2837 nt
Organism: Rhododendron vialii
Lineage: Eukaryota; Viridiplantae; Streptophyta; Magnoliopsida; Ericales; Ericaceae
Product: golgin candidate 1
Exons: 21
Coding region: 213-2351 (712 amino acids)
Biological process (GO): Golgi organization; retrograde transport, vesicle recycling within Golgi
Cellular component (GO): Golgi cisterna; Golgi membrane
Source: RefSeq, a predicted model, not a curated record
UCUAAUCUCCCUUAAAUUACGUUUCUUCCCUUUCAAACGUACUCUUCACACAACCUUCCACUAACCACUUCCCUCCCCCAGAUUCACCCACGAAUUCUUUGCUUCCUUCGCUUAGAAACAAUCAAUCGGAGCCCUAAAACCAUUCUCAAUUCAAAACCUCUCCAUGAUCUCGCAAUGAUCGAGCUCUAGGGCACCCAAAUUCAACUCCUCCAAUGGCUUCGUGGCUCCGAGCCGCUGAAGAUUUAUUUGAAGUUGUCGAUCGAAGGGCAAAGCUUGUUGUUGGUGAGAACUCAGAGGAGCAGUCAAAUUUCCAGUCGCCAGCUUCUAAUGGGCGAGGAUCUCAAACAAAGAGGACACGGUUAAAGGCUAAGGCUCAAAAGAGACUCUCCUCUAAUGAAACUCCUAAAACAGUUGAUACCUCAUCAGAACUUAAUAGCUCAGAAACAUCACAACCCAAUGUGGUACCUGAUAAAGAUGGGGCUGGUCUGACAAUUGAAACUGAUGGGAUCAUUCCCAGCAAUUCAAACGCCCAAACUAGCAACGAGCAGCAACUGAAUGUCGAGAAUGAUGGGUCCAUACCGAGCUCCUCUAAAUCUGAGUCGAUCUUGAGUGAAGAGGUGAAAGACAGCGUUGUUCAUGAGGAACUUCCAGUUAUUGUUCCCGAUGUAGAAGCAAUUGCAUCAACUUCAAAUGGUGAGCUUGUCAAUGAGGACUCUUCAGAUGUUCUUGAGAGGGUUUCUUCUUCAGAGCCUGAUGUCCAAGGUGUUGAGAUAGUCCAUGAAGAUCCUCCAGUUGACACCAGCCAAGAUUUUAGAAUGCGGGAUGCAGGUAUCUCUGCAAAAAUUGAGCAGGAGGGGCAUCACUCUGUAAGUGUGGAUACCCCUAAUGGAGUUGAUACACCUCUGAAAGAUGCUGAUUCCAAGGUUGAAUCUCAUUCUGAUCAAAAAAAGCAACAAGACCACAAAGCUGAUGCUUCUCCGACAAAAGUACAAGAUCAACUUGAGGAGGCUCAAGGUCUGCUGAAGACAGCAAUUUCUACUGGUCAGUCAAAAGAGGCAAGGUUAGCUCGGGUUUGUGCUGGACUUUCAUCACGUCUUCAAGAGUACAAAUCUGAAAAUGCUCAGUUAGAAGAGCUUCUCGUUGCAGAGAGAGAGCUAAGUAGGUCAUCUGAGGCUCGUAUCAAGCAGCUACAGAGAGAUAUAUCUGCAGCCAAAAGUGAAGUGAUCAAGGUGGAGUCAAAUUUGGCAGAUGCUUUGGCUGCAAAGAACUCCGAAAUUGAGUCACUUGUUAGCUCUGUGGAUGCACUUAAGAAGCAGGCUGCUUUAUCAGAAGGAAAUCUGGCAUCAUUGCAGGCAAACAUGGAGUCUAUCAUGAGAAAUAGGGAACUGACAGAGACUAGAAUGAUGCAAGCUCUCAGAGAGGAGUUGACAUCUGUGGAACGGAGAGCAGAAGAAGAGCGUGCGGCACACAAUUCUACCAAAAUGGCUGCCAUGGAAAGGCAAGUAGAGCUGGAGCAUCGAGCUAUGGAGGCAUCCACAGCCCUAGCUAGGAUCCAGAGAACGGCCGAUGAAAGAACUUCAAAGGCUGCAGAACUUGAGCAUAAGGUGGCACUGAUGGAGGUUGAAUGUGCAUCCUUAAACCAAGAACUGCAAGAUUUAGAAUCCCGUGCUCGUCGUGGACAGAAGAAGUCUCCUGAAGAGGCAAAUCAAAUGAUUCAGAUGCAGGCAUGGCAGGAAGAAGUUGAGCGAGCCCGGCAAGGUCAGAGAGAUGCUGAGAGCAAGCUUUCUUCUUUGGAGGCAAAUGUGCAAAAACUGAGAGUUGAAAUGGCUGCCAUGAAGAGGGAUGCUGAGCAUUAUUCACGCCAAGAGCAUAUGGAACUAGAGAAGCGUUACCGUGAGCUAACUGAUCUGUUGUAUUACAAGCAAACACAGUUGGAAACCAUGGCUAGUGAAAAAGCUGCAGCAGAAUUUCAGUUGGAGAAGGAGAUGAAACGUCUUCAGGAAACCCAACAGGUAGAAACAGAAAGGAUCAGAGCUUCUCGUCGAGCAUCUUCAUCUUGGGAAGAAGACACUGACAUAAAAGCACUCGAGCCUCUCCCCUUGUAUCAUCGCCAUAUGGUUGGGGCAAGCAUGCAGUUGCAGAAGGCUGCAAAACUACUGGAUUCUGGAGCUGUCAGGGCCACAAGAUUUCUUUGGCGGUAUCCAACUGCCCGACUUCUCCUGCUAUUCUAUUUGGUAUUUGUGCAUCUUUUCUUGAUGUAUCUGCUACAUCGCCUUCAGGAGCAAGCUGAUUCUUUUUACUCAAGGGAAGUUGCAGUAUCCAUGGGACUUGCCAACCCUACGUUGCCAUGAUAUGUAGCUGCUUUAUGCCCAUUGACACACAAGGCUAUUUUUCUGUGUGUGGCUUCUACAACAGUGUUCGCUCUCUAUUUAGAUGCAAGAUUGUUCUUCCGCCAAUCACAAGAACCGUGAAUCGUGGGAAUUUCGCUUCCCUUGGUCAUCUUCGUCAUCCUCAUCCAAACCAUUGAUAUUGAUAGAGCGAGGCAGUUUAUACAUGAUGCAACUCUUUCAUCAAGCAACAAUGGCAACUUCAGAUACUGAUGGCUUGUACACAUCUGUUUCUGCUUUUGAUAGUGGAAAAAUCCCUAGCCCAAAAAAGCUACCAUGUUGCAGAUGCAUUUUAUCCCAAGGUACUCCAUAUAUACCACAUUCUGUUGCAGGCCGACACUGACAUAAUAGUUUUCAUACUAUUUCUGACGAUAUUAUACGACUCAUUGUUUACGUGUAAAUGUGAUCGCAAACUCAAAUCAAUUAAUUAAAAAGGUGAUUAUUUCAUUA